AAAGAUCAGUUGAUUGGAAACCUUGUGUUACUUCGUUCCCUUGCUUCCAGAAAGAGUGAAAGUAAAGAACACCGACACAAUGAAAUAUUUUGUGGCUUUGUUGGUCAUUGUUGCCUGUGUAUCCGCUGAGGAAUGGAAACCCAAGACCGCCGAUGAGAUCAAAACUCUUCGUGCUGCCUGCUUACAGGAACAUCCUCUCUCCGAGGAACAAAUGAAUCGCAUGAAGGUAUUCGACUUCCCCGAUGAGGAAGCAGUACGCAAAUAUCUUAUGUGCACCUCCGAGAAAAUGGAUGUCUACUGCCCCCAUGAAGGCUAUCAUGCCGAUCGCAUUGCCAAACAAUUCAAAAUGGACAUGGUCGAGGAUGAUGUAAAAAAAUUGGCCGAAGACUGUAUUAGCAGUAACCCCAAGGGCGAUAAGGCCAACGAUGUUCAUGUCUAUGAGGUCCAUAAGUGCCUGAUGGCCAGUGAAGUUGGUCAGAAAGUCAAGUCAUACAUAAAGUCGCGUCAAGAACAAUUGGCUAAGCAAGCUUAAAAGAACAAAAUAUGUAAAAAAUUAAUAAAAAAAAUCUUAAAGACUCACAGAACAGAAAAUAAAUCAUAUUAUCAAUAUUUUAUAUACUUAAUCAAUUAAAUAUGACUCUUUGUAGCAUUAAGGCUUUACAACAUGGGUCAUCGAUUACCGAUAUGAGAUAUGGGCACUUUGAAUUGCUUUCCAACUCUAAACCAAUGAAAGACUUAGAAAAAUGGCAAAUUUUUGUUUCUUUUGUAGAGCAUUUAUAAAAAUUAAGAAUCCUGAAGUUAAACCUUGUGUCCUUGGAGGGAAAACUCAUAGUGGCCAUUUUUCAAAAAUUAAAAAACUUCCCAAGUUGUUACUAAACAAUUUUAGUAAUUUUUAAGAUGCACACAGUCUAAUUUUAUCGCUGGCUUAAAUGUAACUUCACCAUAAGUUUAUACUGGGUAAUAAACAUUAUGCAAACUUAA
Molecule: messenger RNA, 981 nt
Organism: Stomoxys calcitrans (stable fly)
Lineage: Eukaryota; Metazoa; Arthropoda; Insecta; Diptera; Muscidae
Exons: 2
Coding region: 80-532 (150 amino acids)
Biological process (GO): sensory perception of smell
Molecular function (GO): odorant binding
Source: RefSeq, a predicted model, not a curated record